Messenger RNA from Pipistrellus nathusii (Nathusius's pipistrelle), 11382 nucleotides. Lineage: Eukaryota; Metazoa; Chordata; Mammalia; Chiroptera; Vespertilionidae. The record is from the annotation of a GenBank genome assembly.
AUGAGCACCGACAGUAACUCUUUGGCACGUGAAUUUCUGACCGAUGUCAACCGGCUUUGCAAUGCAGUGGUCCAGCAGGCAGAGGCCCGGGGGGAGGAGGAGGAGGAGGAAGAGGAAGAGGAGGAGACGCACAUGGCAGCCCUGGGACAAUACCUUGUCCACGGCCGCGGGUUCCUUUUGCUUACCAAGCUGAACUCCACCAUUGACCAGGCGCUGACCUGCAGGGAGGAGCUGCUCACGCUCCUCCUGUCCCUCCUCCCGCUGGUGUGGAAGAUUCCUGUUCAGGAGGAACGGGCAGCAGAUUUUAACCUACCGUUCUCCGUUGACAUAAUCCUGACCAAAGAAAAGAACUCAAGUUCACCAAGAUCCACUCAGGAAAAAUUACACUUAGAAGGGAGUGCCCCACCGCCUCAGGUCUCCGCAAAAGUGAAAAGCAGGCGGCAGCGUAAGGCAGCCCACCCCUGCCCCGUGAGAGACGCGAGAAAGACUCAGCCCUCCACCUCGGGCUCGGAGGCCGACUCGGGCGACAGGAGGCCCCGGCGGCCCCCCCAGCUGCAGCCUUUGGUAGCCCAGGCUCCUAAAGAGGGGGGACCUGCAGCGCCCCCCACCCGCCUGUCCACCAGAGGACAGACCCCCCCAGAGAGCAUGGCUUCGGGGCGUUUCCAACAGGCAAACGCGGACAUUUUAAGUGAGCCAGCUGCCUUGUCUAUCAUCAGCCACAUGAGCAAUUCUCCGUUUGACUUAUGUCACGUCUUGUUGUCUCUGCUAGAGAAAGUCUGUACGUUCGACAUGAACUCGAAUCAUAACUCUGCCCUGGCGGCCAGCGUCGUGCCCACGCUGACCGAGUUCCUCGCCGGCCUCGGGGGCUGCCGUGACCUCGGGGACGGCUCGGACAGCCAGGCGGUUGCUGCAGGUUGGACGGAGGAGCCGGUGGCCCUGGUCCAGCGCAUGCUUUUCCGGACGGUGCUGCAUCUCAUGUCCGCGGACGUCAGCGCGGCGGGGACGAUGCCGGACAGCCUCAGAAAGAACCUCACCGAGUUGCUCAGAGCGGCUUUACGGAUCCGAACGUGCCUGCAAAGGCAGCCCGACCCCUUCGCCCCGAGACGGAAGACGACCCUGCAGGAGGUGCGGGAGGGGUUCGCGUUCUCCCGGCACCGGCACCGGGCCCUCCUGCUGCCCGAGCUCCUGCAGGGCCUGCUGCAGCUGCUCAGCUGCUGCCUGCACAGCGCGGCCGGCAACCCCUUCCUCUUCAGCCAGGCCGUGCACCUGGUGCAGGAGUUCACCCAGCACCGCGGCUUCCACCUGUUCGAGACGGCGGUCCUGCAGCUGGAGUGUCUGAUCCUGAGAGGUGGCGGCCCCGCCGAGGCCCCCGCCCGGCUGCGGGCCCUGGUCAGCGGCGUGCUGAGGAUCAUGGGCGCCGUCAAGAAGGUGAAGUCCGAGCAGCUCCACCACUCCAUGUGCACCCGGCAGAGGCACCGGCGGUGCGCGUACUCGCACUUCAUGCACCAUCACCGGGACCUCUCGGGGCUCCUGGUCUCGGCGUUCAAGAGCCAGGCGUCCACCAACCCCUUCGAGGAGUCCCCGGACGGCGCCGUGCGCUACCCCGAGCGCUGCUGCUGCCUGGCCGUGUGCGCGCACCAGUGCCUGCGCCUGCUGCGGCUGGCCUCGCUGGGCAGCACGUGCCUGCAGGUGCUGGCCGGCGUGCAGGACGUGGGGCUGUGCUGCUGCAUGGACCCCAAGUCCGUCAUCGGCCCGCUGCUCCACGCCUUCCAGCUGCCGGCGCUGAAGACCUUCCAGCAGCACAUACUGAACGUGCUGAGCAGGCUCCUUCUAGACCAGCUGGGCGGCGCCGAGACGCCGCCGAGAGCGAAGAAGGCGGCGUGCAAUGUCUGCGCCGUUGACGCCGACCAGCUGGCCAAGCUCGAGGAGACGCUGCAGGGGCCCGCGGGGGACGAGGAGCCCGCCUCGGGCCUGCCCAGUCCCUACAGGUGUCCCGGCAUCCUGCCCAGCAGCGGGUCCGAGGACUGGCUGUGGCGGUGGGACGCCCUCGGGGAAUAUCAGAAGCUCGUGUUUGACGAAGACGGGUUACACAGCGUGCCGGUCGCGAACCACAUCUGCAGCUUGGUGCAGAGAGGCCACGUGGUGGUCCGGUGGAAGCUGUACGGCCACAUCUUCAACCCCGUGCUCCAGAGAGGCGUAGAGCUGGCCCGGCGCUGCCGGCACCCGAGCGUCCCUCCGGCCCAGACGCACGUGUGCGGCCGCCAGAGCCAGUGCCUGCCUCGGGACGUGCUUCAGGUUUAUGUGAAAACGCUGCCUGCCCUGCUGAAGUCAAGGGUAAUAAGAGAUUUGUUUUUAAGUUGUAACGGAGUAAGUCAAAUAAUUGAAUUAAGUUACUUAGAUGGCAUUCGAGGUCAUUCCCUGAAAGCGUUUGAAACUCUGAUAAUCAGCCUCGGGGAGCAGCAGCAGAGAGAGUCUCCGGUGCCAGGGGCCGAGGGGCCGGAGGAGGAACCGAAGGAGCCGGCAUCCUUCCACGCAGGCGCCUCUGCCCACAGCCAGCAGGCGCUCUCCAACUGUCCCCAGAGCCUCAGCAAGUUCUACGCCAGCCUCCGCGAAGCCCACCCGCGGACGCGCAGGGCCGCCCCCCACGACGCCCACAUCCACGCGAUCCACCUCUUCCUCUGCGUGGCCUUCCUGUGCGUCAGCAGAGAGGCCGACGCCGACGGGGAGCCCGCCAACGACUCGGAGGACACGUCCGGCUACGACAGCACGGCCAGCGAGCCCCUGUGCCAGCAGCUGCCCUGCCUGCCCCUGGACAGCCUGGCCCUGCCGCCCCCCGAGCGCAUGCACCAGGCGGCCGACAUCUGGUCCAUGUGCCGCUGGAUCUACACGCGGAGCCCCGCCUUCCAGAAGCAGCUCUGCAGGCUGGGCGGCGUCCGCGUGUGCCAUCGGCUGAUUCUCAUGAUCAUCCAGAGGCUGUCCCGGGGGCCCGGCCAGGAGCCAGGGAAGAAGGAGGGCGCCGCGGCCGCACAGGAGGACCCGGAGCCCGUGAGCACUGCCCCCUCGGAGGUCUCCGAGGAGGAGGACUCGGGGUCUUCGGCUGUGAGAGGCGCCCCCGUCCCGUCUGGCCCGGGCGGUCCAGAGGGGAUCGCCGACGGAGCAGGUGCAUCGGAGUCACGGCACGCUGCGUCCACGAACGGGGAUCCGAUGCCCGCGGCCGGAGCUGCGCCUGAGGAAGCAGAGGGGCCUGCGAGUGGAGCGAGUGAAGCGGCACUUCAGAGCGUCCGGCUGCUGGAAGCCCUGCUGGCCAUCUGCCUCCACGGCACCCGAGCCAGCCAGCAGCGGGCGGAGGGGGAGCCGCCCGGCCAGAACUUGUCUGUGGAAAACAUAUUGUUUGAAAUGAGGGACCACCUUUCCCGGUCCAAGGUGAUUGAGACGGAACUGGCGAAGCCGUUAUUCGAUGCCCUGCUCCGAGUCGCGCUGGGGAAUCACACGGCGGAUUUCGAACACAGUGACGCUGUGACCGAGAAGAGUCCUCAGUCUGAAGAAGAAUUGUCAUCCCAACCCGGAGCGUUUUCAGAAGACGCGGAGGAUGCUGCAUGUGGUGGUUUUAAACUUUUGGUUGAAGAAGAAGGUUAUGAAGCAGAUAGUGAGAGCAAUUCUGAGGAUAGCGAAGCCCAGGAUGAUGGGUUAGACAUAAAGCCUGAAGCAGAAGGUUUCAUUGCAUUAAGCAGUCCAAGCGACUUACUUGAAAACCUCACUCAGGGAGAGAUAAUAUAUCCUGAGAUUUGCAUGCUGGAAUUAAGUUUGCUUUCUACUAGUAAAGCCAAGCUUGAUGUGCUUGCCCACGUAUUUGAGAGUUUUUUGAAAAUCAUCAGGCAGAAAGAAAAGAAUAUUUUUCUACUCAUUCAACAGGGAAUUGUGAAGAAUCUUUUAGGAGGGUUCUUGAGUAUUUUAACACAGACCGAUUCUGAUUUUCAAGUUUGCCAGAGAGGACUGGUGGAUCUGUUGGUGUCUUUGAUGAGCUCAAGAACAUGUUCGGAAGAGCUAACCCUUCUUCUGAGAAUAUUUCUGGAGAAAUCUCCUUGUACAGAGAUUCUUCUCCUGGGCAUUCUGAAAAUCGUUGAAAGCGAUGUUGCUGUGAGCCCUUUACACUAUCUGACCUUCCCCUUACUGCACGCUCCGAACCUGAGCAACGGCGUCUCAUCACCCAAGUGCCCCGGGAUCCUCAACAACAAGGCCAUGGGCUUGCUGAGAAGAGCACGUGUGUCCUGGAGCAGGAGGGAGGUGGACGGGGACAGCGUCCCCCAGCAGCUGCUGUCCUCCUGGCACGUGGCCCCCGUGCACCUGCCCCUGCCGGGCCAGAACUGCUGGCCGCACCUCGCCGACGGGUUCAGCGUCUCCCUGUGGUUCCACGUGGAGUGCGUCCAGGAAGCCGAGAGCCGCCCAGAAAAGCGAAGGAAGAUCAGGAGACGGAGGAAGUCGUUAAGUUUACGAGACAGUAGUUUUGAUGGAGCAGAGAACGACAGGGCAGAAGGCACAGAGCACGUACAUCCUGGUGAGAGGCUCACAGAAGGAGGCUGCAUCCACGUGGUCUCGUUGGGAUCCAAAGCGCUGAUGAUCCAAGUGUGGGCUGAGCCCCCCACUGGCACCUUCAUCUUCCGCCUGUGUGUGGAUUCAAACGAUGAUGCAAAAGCUGUUUUACUAGCUCAGGCGGAAUCACUGGAGAAUGUCUUCCUCCCAAGCAAAUGGCAGCAUUUAGUGCUCACCUACUCCCAGCAGCCGCAGGGGAAAAAGAGCCUUCACGGGCAAGUCUCCAUGUGGGUCUCUGGACAGAGGAAACCUGAUGUUACUUUGGAUUUUAUGCUUCCAAGAAAAACGAGUUUGUCAUCGGAUAGCAAUAAGACGUUCUGCAUGAUCGGCCAUAGUUUGUCAUCCCAAGAAGAGUUUCUGCCGCUGGCUGGAAAAUGGCACCUGGGAAAUUUGCUCCUCUUCAAUGGAGCUAAGGUUGGCUCACAAGAGGCCUUCCACCUCUAUGCUUGCGGCCCCAGCCACACCUCCAUAAUGCUGUGCAAGCAUGGCUCGCCUGCGACUGACUACUCCAAAUACAUCAGCAAAGACAUUCUGCAGUGCGACCAAAUCAGAGAGCUCUUCCUGACCAAGAAAGAUGUGGACAUUGGUCUCUUAAUUGAGAGCCUUUCGGUUGUCUACACGGCGAGCUGCCCUGCUCAGUACACCAUCUACGAGCCGGUCAUCAGGCUUAAAGGGCAGGCCAGAGCCCCGCUCUCCCAGAGGCCCUUCAGCUCCAAGGACGUGCAGAGCGUCUCGCUGGAGCCCCACCAUCUGAGGAGCCUCCGGCCCAGCCAGGGCGAGACCCUCCAGGGUGUCCUGCACGAGAUCGGGGGCACCGGGACCUUCGUGUUCCUCUUCGCCAGGGUUGUGGAGCUCAGCAGCUGUGAGGAAACGCAGGCGUUGGCUCUGCGCGUGCUCCUCUCGCUGAUUAAGUACAACCAGCAGAGGAUGCAGGAGCUGGAGAAUUGCCACGGGCUCUCCAUGGUGCACCAGGUGCUCACCAACGCGAGGUGCACCGUCGGCUUUCACAUCCUGAAGACCCUUCUGGAAGGUUGCUGUGGCGAAGCUCUCCUCCAUGCCGACGAGAACGGCGAGUUCACGUUAGAUGUGGAGUCGAAGGCUAUCAUCCAGGACGUUAAACUGCUGGAGGAGCUGCUGCUCGACUGGAAGGUCUGGAGGAAGGCAGAGCCAGGCGUGUGGGAGGCGCUGCUGGCGGCCCUGGAAUUGCUCAUCCGGGCAGACCACCCACAGCAGAUGUUCAAUGUCAAGCAGCUGCUGAGGGCGCGAGUGGUUCAUCACUUCCUGCUGACCUGUCAGGUUCUGCAGGAACACAAAGAGGGGCAGCUUACCUCCAUGCCCCGAGAGGUUUGUAGAUCAUUUGUGAAAAUUAUAGCAGAAGUCCUUGGAUCUCCUCCAGACUUGGAAUUAUUGACAGUUAUCUUCAAUUUCCUUUUAGCAGUUCACCCUCCUACUAAUACUUACAUUUGUCACAACCCAACCAACUUCUGCUUUUCUUUGCACAUAGAUGGCAAGAUCUUCCAGGAGAAAGUGGACUCGAUCGUGUCCCUGCGACACUCCAGCAGCGGGGGGCGGGCCGGCCCGGGCCCGGGGCUGAUGCCCAUAAGUCCGUCCGGCUUCACCGCGUCCCCGCCCGAAGGACACGGCUCCUCAGGCAGCAUCCCCCCGCGGACGGGGGCCAGCCUGCGGCGCUGCAGAAGCCUGCCCGUGCUCCCCACGUCCUCCCUCGUGCCGCCCCGGGCACUGGCCGGAGGCUCGGACGGGGGCAUCGACAGGUGCCCGGGUGCCUCGGGCAGCCCGGCGGUUCCCCAGCCUGAGCAGUGGGACGCCCCCAGGAGCUCGGAGGCGCUGCAGCAGGCCGAGGAGGAGGAGGAGGAGGCGUCCAUCAGCAGCUGCGAGUCCGCAGAGGCCGUCUGCGAGGUGGACGCUGCCCUCCCGAGACCGGCCUCCGUGGGUGACGUCCCCAGAGGGGCGCUGGAGGGUCCGGGGAUCGGAGUGGAUCAGCAGGAGCCGGAGGCAGAGCCCAGAGCGGACGGGGACAGCCCCGGGGACGAGUCCUGCCCGCGCCGCCCUGACUACCUGCGGGGCCUGGCCUCCUUCCAGCGCAGCCAGAGCACCGUGGCCAGCCUGGGGCUGGCCUUCCCCUCGCAGAGCGGGGCCGCCGCCGUGCGCCGCUGGCCCAGCCUGGCGGACAGGAGCGCCGAGGACUGGGCCGGCCUGGCCCUCUCUCCGGGCUAUGAGCCCAACUACCUCCGCGCUGCACACGCUCCCAGGGUCCCGGAGGACACCCUGGUCCCCAUCUGCUGCGGGCUGUACGAGCUCCUCAGCGGGGUGCUCCUCAUCCUGCCCGACGCGAUGCUGGAGGACGUGAUGGACAAGCUCAUCCAGGCCGAGGCGCUGCUGGUGCUCGUGAACCACCCCUCCCCGGCCAUCCAGCGGGGCGUCAUCCAGCUGUUAGAUGUGUAUUUCAACAGAGCAUCUAAGGAGCAGAAAGAUAAGUUUCUGAAGAACCGGGGCUUUUCCUUACUCGCCAACCAGCUGUACCUCCACCGGGCAACUCCGGAGCUGCUGGACUGCUUCAUAGAAAUGUUCUUUGGUCGGCACAUGGGCCCCGAUGACGAGUUUGAUCAGGAAGAUGUGAAAAACCUGGGAGUGUUCCAGAAGUGGGCUGUCAUUCCUGUCCUGGGGCUAAUAGAGACCUCUCUGUAUGACAACACGCUCCUGCAUAACACUCUGCUGCUCCUUCUCCAAAUACUGAAUUCCUGUGCGAAGGUCGCGGACGUGUUGUUGGAUAAUGGUCUCCUCUACGUGCUGUGUAACACCGUGGCAGCCCUGAACGGACUGGAAAAGAACAUUCCUCUGAACGAAUACAAGUUGCUUGCUUGCGAUGUACAGCAACUUCUCGUCGCCGUGACAAUCCACGCUUGCAGCUCCGCGGGCCCCCAGUAUUUCAAAGUCAUCGAAGACCUCAUUGUGCUGCUCGGGUAUCUUCAAAACAGCAAGAACAAGAGGACGCAGAGCAUGGCCGUCGCGCUGCAGUUCCGCGUCCUGCAGGCCGCCCUGGAGUUCAUAAGGACCACCGCCAACCACGACGCCAACAGCCUCCCCGAGUCCUCCCCAGCUCCUUCUCCCCAUCACACAGCCUUCCCGAAGCGCAAGAGCAUUGCUGGUCCUCGGAAAUGUCCCCUUGCUCACACGGACCCCUUCCUGAUGCGCAUGCGCUCGGUGGCGAGCGACGAGCUUCACGUGAUGAUACAGCGGAGGAUGAGCCAGGAGAGCCCCUGGCAGGCGAGCGAGGCCGAGCUGGUGCAGAGGCUGCAGAGACUCACCGUGCUGGCUGUUAACAGAAUUAUUUACCAAGAGUUUAACCCAGACGUUGUUGCCAUUUUGAGUACUCCAGAAAAUGCCACUCAGAGCAAGACCUCAGCUUCCCAGACUGAAAUUUCUGAAGAAAAUAGUCACUGUGAACAGAUUUCCGUUUUCAAUCCAUUUCAGAAGGAAAUACUGACAUAUCUCAUAGAGGGAUUCAAAGUAUCUAUUGGCUCCAGUAAACCCAGUGGUUCCAAGCAGCAGUGGGCGAAGAUUGUGUGGUCUUGUAAGGACACCUUCCGCACGCAGCUGGGGAGGCUGCUCGCCCACAUCCUGUCCCCAGCCCACCCUGCCCAGGAGAGAAAGCAGAUUUUUGAAAUAGUUCAUGAGCCAAAUCAUCAGGAAAUACUACGAGACUGUCUUAGCCCAUCUUUGCAACAUGGAGCCAAGUUAGCGCUGUAUCUGUCGGAGCUGAUCCACAAUCACCCGGAUGAGCUGACGUGGGAGGAGCUGGACGCGGCCGAGCUGCUGAUGAGCGCGUUGCAGACGUGUGGCCUCAGGGUCCCCCCGCCCGGUGCAGCUGCGAAGCCAGAGCUGCUCAGGACCAUCAGAGAGGAACAAAAGAAAUAUGAAACAGAAGAAAGUGUGAGCAAAGCCACCUGGCAGAAAACCGUUAAAAAUAACCAACAAAGUCUCUUCCAGCGUCUCGAUUUAAAAUCCAAGGAGAUAUCCAAAAUCGCCGCAGACAUCACGCAGGCGGUGUCCUUGUCCCAGGGGAUCGAGAGGAAGAAGGUGAUCCAGCACAUCCGGGGGAUGUACAAGGUCGACCUGAGCGCCAGCCGGCACUGGCAGGAGCUGAGCCAGCAGCUGACGCACGACAGAGCAGUCUGGUAUGACCCCACCUACUACCCCACUUCCUGGCAGUUGGACCCCACGGAAGGACCGAACCGAGAGAGGAGGCGCUUGCAGAGAUGCUACCUCACCAUUCCCAACAAGUACCUCCUGAGGGACCGGCAGAGGCCGGAAGGCGUGGUCAGAUCGCCCCUCUCCUACCUCUUCGAAGACAAGACUCACUCUUCUUUCUCCUCCACCGUGAAGGACAAAGCUGCAAGUGAGUCUAUCAGAGUGAACCGACGGUGUAUCAGCGUCGCCCCGUCUAGGGAGACAGCUGGCGAGUUGUUAUUGGGUAAAUGUGGCAUGUAUUUUGUGGAAGAUAAUGCUUCUGAUACAGUUGAAAGUUCGAGCCCUCAGGGAGAGCUGGAACCGGCGUCCUUCUCCUGGACGUACGAGGAAAUCAAAGAAGUCCACAGGCGCUGGUGGCAGCUGCGGGACAACGCCCUGGAGAUCUUCCUGACCAACGGCCGGACCCUGCUGCUGGCCCUGGACAGCACCAAGGUUCGCGACGACGUGUACCACAGCAUUCUGGCCAACGACCUCCCCAACCUGCUGGAGUACGGCAACAUCAGCGCGCUGACCAACCUGUGGUACACGGGCCAGAUCACCAACUUCGAGUACCUGACCCACCUGAACAAGCACGCCGGCCGGUCCUUCAACGACCUCAUGCAGUACCCCGUGUUCCCCUUCGUCCUGGCCGACUACGGCAGCGAGACCCUCGACCUCGGGGACCCUGCCGUCUACAGAAACCUCUCCAAGCCCAUCGCCGUGCAGUACAAGGAAAAGGAGGACCGCUACGUGGACACGUACAAGUACCUGGAGGAGGAGUUCCGCAAAGGGGCCCGCGAGGACGACCCGCUGCCACCCGUGCAGCCCUACCACUACGGCUCCCACUACUCCAACAGCGGCACCGUGCUGCACUUCCUGGUCCGCAUGCCGCCCUUCACCCGCAUGUUCCUGGCCUACCAAGACCAAAGCUUUGACAUCCCAGACAGAACCUUCCACUCCAUGCACACGACCUGGCGUCUCUCCUCCUUUGAGUCCAUGACUGACGUGAAAGAGCUCAUCCCCGAGUUUUUUUACCUCCCGGAGUUCCUAGUCAACCGAGAAGGUUUCGAUUUCGGGGUGCGUCAGAACGGCGAGCGGGUGAACCACGUCAACCUGCCGCCCUGGGCGCGGAACGACCCACGCCUCUUCAUCCUCAUCCACCGCCAGGCGCUGGAGUCGGACCACGUGUCCCAGAACAUCUGCCAGUGGGUGGACCUGGUGUUCGGGUACAAGCAGAAGGGGAAGGCGUCCGUCCACGCCAUCAACGUGUUCCAUCCCGCGACGUAUUUCGGGAUGGACGUGUCUGCAGUGGAAGAUCCGGUUCAGAGGCGAGCGCUGGAAACCAUGAUCAAGACGUAUGGCCAGACGCCCCGCCAGCUCUUCCAGUCGGCCCACGUGAGCCGGCCGGGCCCCAAGCUCAGCCUCGAGGGAGAGCUGCCCGCGGCCGUGGGGCUGCUCGUGCAGCUGGCCUUCAGGGAGCCCCGGGAGCCGGCCAGAGAAGCCCCGCAGCCGAGCCCUCUGUCGUGGGUAAAAGGCCUGAAGUGGGGCGAGUACGUGGGCUCCCCGAGCGCCCCGGUGCCCGUGGUCUGCUUUAGCCAGCCCCACGGGGAGGCGCUGGGCUCCCUGCAGGCGCUGCCCACCAGGGCCAUCUGCGGCCUGUCCCGCAACUUCUGCCUCCUGAUGACCUACAGCAAGGAGCAAGGCGUACGGAGCAUGAACAGCACGGACAUCCAGUGGUCGGCCAUUCUGAGCUGGGGCUACGCCGACAACAUCCUGAGGCUGAAGAGCAAGCAGAGCGAGCCUCCCGUCAACUUCAUCCAGAGCUCCCCGCAGCACCAGGUGACCAGCUGCGCGUGGGUGUCCGACAGCUGCCAGCUGUUCACCGGGAGCCGCUGUGGCGUCAUCACCGCCUACGCCAACAGGAUGACGGGCGGCCCGCCCUCAGAGAUAGAGAUGGAGUCGCAGGUGCACCUCUACGGGCACACUGAGGAGGUCACCAGCCUGUGUGUCUGCAAACCCUACAGCAUCCUCAUCAGCGUGAGCCGCGACGGCACCUGCGUCAUCUGGGACCUGAACAGGCUGUGCUACGUGCAGACUCUGGCAGGACACAAAAGCCCCGUCACAGCCGUCUCGGCCAGCGAAACGACGGGCGACAUCGCCACCGUGUGCGACUCAGCUGGCGGGGGCAGUGACCUCAGGCUCUGGACGGUGAACGGGGACCUGGUGGGACACGUGCACUGCAGGGAGGUCAUCUGCUCCGUGGCCUUCUCCAACCAGCCGGAGGGCGUGUCCAUCAACGUGAUCGCAGGCGGCCUGGAAAACGGGACCGUGAGGCUGUGGAGCACGUGGGACCUGAAGCCCGUGCGGGAGAUCGCCUUCCCCAAGUCCAGCAAGCCCAUCGUCAGCCUCACGUUCUCCUGCGACGGCCACCACCUGUACACGGCCAACAGCGAGGGCACCGUGAUCGCCUGGUGCCGCCGGGACCAGCAGCGCCUGAAGCACCCCAUGUUUUACUCCUUCCUGAGCAGCUACGCGGCCGGCUGA